Scomber scombrus (Atlantic mackerel) is the source of this 2916-nucleotide messenger RNA. Its product is annotated as polyadenylate-binding protein 1A-like. The record is from RefSeq and is a predicted model, not a curated record. Lineage: Eukaryota; Metazoa; Chordata; Actinopteri; Scombriformes; Scombridae. The transcript is spliced from 14 exons. Gene Ontology annotation, cellular component: ribonucleoprotein complex. The coding region runs from base 586 to 2490 and encodes 634 amino acids. Gene Ontology annotation, molecular function: RNA binding.
CAACCCCGGCUGUUAGUGCUGUGUGAGUGCGUGUGUGCUCCUGAGCUCGCUCGGCACACAUUCUAUAAAAAAAUAAAAAUACAAAAAAAAUUCAAAACAUAAAAAACCAAAAAAUCAUUUAUUUUAUUUUUUUCCUUUUUUGUAACAAGUCGGUGAAGCGGUGAAGAGUAGACAUACGAGGACCGGACGGGUAACGUACAAGAACGGGCUGCCUAACGUUAAAAAAUUCCAACGACACAUUUUUUCAGUCGACGUGUUUUACCGGUGUGAAGAAGCGAGAGGCCAAAGUAACGUGUGAUUUUUUGCUUUUAUCCUUGCGUGUCACGUUUGAAUGACAGUUUUAUUCACAUAAGAACAUCGACAUGGUGUCAUUUUUAGUGUAGUCAUCUUUUAAAAAAUCUAAAUUAUAGCCGAAAUCAUUGUAACUGACAAGCCCAACGGUUGCUAACGUUUACCAUCAGCGUUCUGCCCCGAGCUGACGUGACGCCAGCGGCCGUUAGAGAAGCCAGCAUUAGUAGAGCAGUAGAAAACUUUUCUUUUUUUUUUAUUCGUUGAGAAAGUCUAUCCACAGCUGACGAAAAAAAAAUGAACCCCAGUGCUCCCAGUUACCCCAUGGCCUCCCUGUAUGUCGGAGAUCUGCAUCAAGAUGUGACAGAGGCCAUGCUGUACGAGAAAUUCAGCCCUGCCGGAGCUAUCUUGUCGAUCCGGGUCUGUAGGGACAUGAUCACCCGGCGUUCCCUUGGUUACGCCUAUGUCAACUUCCAACAGCCAGCGGACGCCGAGCGUGCUCUGGACACCAUGAACUUCGAUGUGAUCAAGGGGCGGCCUGUGCGCAUCAUGUGGUCACAGCGGGAUCCCUCACUGAGAAAGAGCGGCGUGGGAAACAUCUUCAUCAAGAACCUCGACAAGUCCAUCGACAACAAGGCCCUGUACGACACCUUCUCUGCUUUUGGCAACAUCCUGUCAUGCAAGGUGGUUUGUGACGAGAAUGGCUCUAAAGGCUACGGCUUUGUGCAUUUUGAGACUCAGGAGGCAGCCGAGCGAGCCAUUGAGAAAAUGAAUGGCAUGCUGCUCAAUGACCGAAAAGUAUUCGUGGGUCGCUUCAAAUCUCGCAAGGAGCGCGAGGCUGAGCUGGGUGCCCGAGCCAAGGAGUUUACAAACGUCUACAUUAAAAACUUUGGUGACGAGAUGGACGACGAGAAGCUGCGUGAACUCUUCAGUAAAUACGGAAACGCCAUGAGUAUCCGUGUCAUGACAGAUGACAGCGGAAAGUCUCGAGGCUUCGGCUUUGUUAGCUUUGAGAGGCACGAGGACGCCCAGAAGGCAGUGGAUGAGAUGAACGGGAAGGAGAUGAACGGUAAGCUGAUCUACGUCGGCCGUGCCCAGAAGAAGGUGGAGCGACAGACAGAACUCAAGCGCAAAUUUGAGCAAAUGAAGCAAGACCGCAUGACUCGCUACCAGGGUGUCAAUUUGUACGUGAAGAACCUCGAUGAUGGAAUUGACGACGAACGCCUGAGAAAGGAGUUCUCGCCAUUCGGCACCAUAACCAGUGCCAAGGUGAUGAUGGAAGGGGGGCGCAGCAAAGGCUUUGGAUUCGUUUGCUUCUCGUCCCCAGAGGAGGCCACCAAAGCGGUGACGGAAAUGAACGGACGCAUUGUUGCCACCAAGCCUUUGUAUGUGGCCUUGGCCCAGCGGAAGGAGGAGCGCCAAGCCCACCUGACUAACCAGUACAUGCAGCGUAUGGCCAGCGUGCGUGCUGUACCGAACCCUGUCAUCAAUCCCUACCAGCCAGCGCCGCCCUCUGGCUACUUCAUGGCUGCCAUACCUCAGGCCCAGAACAGAGCUGCUUACUACCCAGCUGCGGGCCAGAUGGCUCAGCUCCGCCCAAGCCCACGCUGGACCACAGGAGGUGUCCGACCACAGCACUUCCAGAACAUGCCAGGUGCCAUGCGUCCCUCAGCUCCACGCCCUCAGACCUUCAGUACCAUGCGGCCCACCUCCCAGGUGCCCCGUAUGAUGUCCACCCAGCGUGUCGCUGCUCAGAAUAUGGGUCCCCGACCAGCCUCCGCAGCUGCUGCAGCAGCCGCUCCAGUGCGUGGAGUCCCUCAGUACAAGUACGCUGCAGGAGUCCGCAAUCCCCAGCAGCACAUGAACACCCAGCCACAGGUCAACAUGCAGCAGCCGGCUGUUCAUGUUCAGGGACAGGAGCCGCUGACUGCCUCCAUGCUGGCCGCCGCUCCACCACAGGAACAGAAGCAGAUGCUUGGUGAGCGCCUGUUUCCACUGAUCCAGAACAUGCACCCGAGCCUGGCAGGGAAGAUCACUGGCAUGCUGCUGGAGAUUGACAACUCAGAGCUGCUCCACAUGCUGGAGUCCCCUGAGUCUCUCCGCUCGAAGGUGGAUGAGGCGGUGGCUGUGCUUCAGGCACACCAGGCAAAGGAGGCCGCCCAGAAGACUGUGACAAACUCAGCUGGUGUCCCAAGUGUCUGAACCCAAGGAAGGGAGAACCUUGUGACUGGCUUCACCGAUGGAGAAAAAAAUUUAACAGUGAAAAAGUGAAAAUACACAAAACAAAGUAAAAAGAAGUCAAAUAAUAUAUUAAAAAAAACACAAAACAAAACAAUGGAAACAAGUCUCCAGCCAGGCCUUUAAUGAACAGAAACUCCGGGCCUGGUUUGCUGAGUUAAAAGAGAAAAACCCACAAAAAAAGAGAAAAAAGUCAAAAUAAAAAAUGAUCAAUUUAUGAGGGGUUUUAGAGGAGAAUUCUGUGACAAAAAUAUGAUUGAAAGCAUUCCUUUCUGCCAUUUUAUCCCUUUUAAUGUUUGAAUGUUCGGGCUGUAGAAGUACAGGGACAGUCUGCUAUUGUGAAAUUUCCCCUCAACCUUUGCUUGCUUGAAUAAAAUUAUAAAAUAAUGA